UCACAUGAGCCAUGAGCCAAUACGUUCUGCUGAUUCAGAGUCGCGAUGUGGACCAGCUGAGUGCUGCUUUUCCCUUUGUUUAUCGACACUUUGAAGAAAUUCUUGUCAGAUACAUGUCUUUUUUUCCCUAAAUCUGAAGCUAUGGCUCUUGUAUGGGGAUCGAACGUUAAAAGAAGAAGUGUGCUGGCGACUGCACUUUCGCUGCUGCUUCCCGCUGUCAUCGUCUGCUCUGUCACGAUAAAACCUCUGCUGUUCGAGGAGCAGCUACUGUGGGUGAGCGGGGUGGAGGGGGAGGUGGACACCUACAGGAUCCCUCUGACCACCUUCACCCCCAUGGGAAGUCUGCUGGUUUUUGCCGAGGGCAGGAAGUCCUCAUCAAGCGACGUGGGAGCGAAGUUCAUUGCGAUGCGGCGAUCCACUGACAAAGGAUCCACGUGGUCCCCGACCAGCUUCAUUGUCGAUGAUGGAUUUGCCCAGGACGGCCUGAAUCUGGGCUCGGUGGUGGUAGACCAGGAAGUGGGCUCGGUUAUUCUGAUCUACACUUCCUGCUUCCACCUAUACAAAUGCAAGCCUGCUAGUACGCUGAUGGUAGAAAGCAAGGAUGACGGCCUGAGCUGGAGUUCACCCAGAAACCUCUCAGUCCAGAUAGGGGUCAAAAAUUUUGCUCCUGGACCAGGGUCUGGCAUCCAGAAGCGCUAUGAGCCAAACCAGGGAAGGUUGGUGGUGUGCGGUCAUGGAACGUUGGAAGGGGAUGGUGUUUUCUGCAUCCUGAGUGAUGACCACGGACAUACAUGGUUCAAUGGUGCGGCGCUGAAAAGCAUCCCUUACAAUCAGAAGAAGAGGCCACUGGACUUUAAUCCUGAUGAGUGUCAGCCAUUUGAAAUGACCGACGGCAGCAUUGUCAUCAAUGUGCGAAACCAGAACAACUACCACUGCAGGUGUCGCGUGGUGGUGAGAAGCUGGGAUGGGGGGAUGUCCCUUCCCCUAGAUGACCUGUACUUCGACUACGAGCUUGUGGAUCCCGUGGUAGCAGCCGGGGCCUUUCAGAAAGGGGGGGUGCUCUUCUUCACCAACCCAUCCAACGCACAACAGAGAAUUAACCUUACCUUACGUUGGUCAGUGACUAAUGGUAACUCCUGGGAGAAAGAGGCUCUGCAGAUUUGGCCGGGCCCAAGUGGUUACUCAUGCAUUACGUCACUGGAUAGUGGAUCUGCGGACGACCAGAGACACAUCUUUGUCAUCUAUGAGAAGGGCCAAAAAGACUACUACGAGACCAUUUCGUUUGCCAAGAUCCACCUGUAUGGAGACCGAUAGAGCACAUGAGUCAGAGGUUUUGACCACUGGAGGAAAAACGGAAACACUUUCUCAGGAAGGAACAAAAGUGACUUUGUUUUUACUUAAGAAUGUAAAAAAAAAAAAAAAAAAAAGGGGAAAUGUGAACCUUUGCACCAUAAUGGCCACUAAUUGUUUUUCGUUAUCUUGCAUCCAUCUUUAAUUGAACAUGGACUGUCUUUAUUGAGACGGAACAAUUUUUUGAUGAAAAUAGAUUUUAAGAACUCUUUUGUCUACUUUAGUUUUUAUCUUACAGUAUGUAUGUACAGUGUGCUGUACUUGUUUUGUCUUUGCCUAUAUGUGUCUACAAAUGUCAUACAUUCAAUUCGAUUGAAAGAAUUUCUGUAGAAAAUGUAAAAUAAUGAUGCCCUUUGAUUAAUGUACUGUACUUUGGAAUCUUCUCUUGAGUUUCGAUGGUUUGCUCAAAACCAUGGCUAUACUGUAAUUUCAGAAGUGUCUACGCGUGGGUGAAUGGGAGGGCCGCCACUCCUACUUAUGAUGAAGUCAGUGUAUUUUUACAUCAUCUUGGCUCUUUUCGGAUUUGCGCCAGUACAUAUGGACUCCAUGCCAACACUUAUCUUUUCAAUAAUAACAACAAUAAAUUGCUGUUACCAAAACGUUUAUAUUUUUUUCCUGACUGUGUUUUGUAGUUUUCCCUGUUUGUUAUUUUAAGAAAUACUUAAAAGCAUCUAUGGCUUCAUGUAGUGGAAAGUUUUGAGUGUCAGUGUUUUGAUUACAUGUAUGUAUAAAGAGAAAACAUUUA
This is a messenger RNA of Phycodurus eques (leafy seadragon), 2095 nucleotides long. It is a transcript of the gene neu1, whose product is annotated as neuraminidase 1. Gene Ontology annotation, cellular component: cytoplasm; lysosome; membrane. Gene Ontology annotation, molecular function: exo-alpha-sialidase activity. Bases 142 to 1314 code for a protein of 390 amino acids. Gene Ontology annotation, biological process: oligosaccharide catabolic process; ganglioside catabolic process. Lineage: Eukaryota; Metazoa; Chordata; Actinopteri; Syngnathiformes; Syngnathidae. The transcript is spliced from 7 exons. The record is from RefSeq and is a predicted model, not a curated record.